Balaenoptera ricei (Rice's whale) is the source of this 333-nucleotide messenger RNA. It is a transcript of the gene SMIM9, whose product is annotated as small integral membrane protein 9. Bases 1 to 282 code for a protein of 93 amino acids. NCBI's taxonomy places the organism in Eukaryota, Metazoa, Chordata, Mammalia, Artiodactyla, Balaenopteridae. The transcript is spliced from 3 exons. The record is from RefSeq and is a predicted model, not a curated record.
AUGGAACCCCCGAAGCUGCUGUGCUCUCUGACUUGCCUCUUGUUGGAAACUGUCGCUUUGUCUCUGUCACCUUUAUCUGCCUUCGGAAUACAAGACCAGGAUGGAUUGGAACCACGCUCAAGGGAAACUUCCAGGUCCUGGCUGAGCAACUUCAGUGAUUACCUGUGGGAUCUCAUCAGGAGCUCCAUCCCUACAGCUGCCAUUUUUGCUUUUCUGAUCAUUUCAGCAAUCAUGGGGACCCUCUGCUGCCUCACUAUCCUCAUAGGUGAACCAGUCCAAUGAAGUACUAGAAGAUUCCAAGAGAGUGCAGAGUGUGCUAUUUGUGUGCAUUGA